GGAGAGUAUAAUAUAGCUUUGUCUUCACAUUUUGUCAUGUUCCCCAAAUUUGUGCAGAGUAUUCACGAGACCUUAUACGCCAAGACUAACUAAAUUAAUUAGGACAAUUUUGGUUGUAACGCAAUGGUUCGUCUUCUCAACAUGCAACUAGGAAGAGUACGAGACCACCUAUCAUUUGUCGAAUUUCCUUUUCAAACAUAUUUUUAUUACAAUGAGAAAAAUAGUUUACACAAACAAAGUCUCGUCUAUAUUUUUGCGAUUCACUUAACACACGGCAUCAAACUUUCUUGGUUACUAAGCGAUCCUUUGAUAUUUCACAUUCCUAUUCGACCACUAAUUUGUUCAAGACUCGAAUAAUUCUUUAUCAACAAAAAGAAGAAUAACAAUAAAUGUGUAAUUUCUUUAGACUUGGUAUUAGCCUACGUAGGGGAAUUAAAGAAAGAAAGAAAAAAAAGGAUACUUAGAGUAAACACAAAUUAUCUGAAAGAAUUUCAUGGACAAGUGUGAAGUUAUCACUUUAAGAAGACAAUGAAGGAGAUCAUAGGAUCCAGGGACUAAAGAUUAUGUCUCCUUCUAAUUAAUCCCUAAGUACUAUUAUCAUACAAAUUUAAAGUCAUGAAAACCUGAGUGUUGAAGCUGAUGAACGAGUCAAGGUCGGAAAACACGAUAAGAACAUGGAGCAUAUACAAAACCAAGGAUGCGUCAGGGCCAUCGAUGAAUGCGAUUUGGUUUGGGUUUGUGGCGACUGCAAUAUUGAUUUUAAUGUUCAUCAUAUUGGCAAUCCUGGAACAUCUCUUCAGGUCCGAUCAUUCUUCUUCUUACGAUGGCUCUGCUCAGUUUCAGAAACAUGCUGAAAAAUCUUCUAUGGUUCCGGUUAGUACGUCAGAUGUGUCCGUGGUGAUGCCAGGAGAAAAGCUGCCGUCGUACAUAGCUCUUCCGAGGCCAUUUCCUUGCCGGAGAGAAGGCAUUCGCUGGCCUCCCCACUAUGAAGGAGAAUCAAAAGCCCAGCUUUGAAACAGAGGCUUUCAAACCAAAGACUGUGGAUCAGCCAAGGCCCAACAACAAUCAAUCAAAGAAGCCCACCGAGACUGCAACUCUGCAACGGUCGAAUGCAAAAGAUAAGAAGGAGGAACCUUCGAGUAUCCACGUCACACCUGAAGACAAAGAAGCAAGCUGGCGUACAGACUCAAAGGUUGAAACGAAGAACGCCUUUAAUGCUCUCAGCUCCCUACCUGAUGAUGACAAGUGUUAGGGAGACUAGGUUUAGCAUUUGUGUCAGUCUCUGUAUAAAUAAAAAUGUUGAGACUCAUUGUAACCUUAAGAGAGUAUAAAGAUUAAUAAGAAAUAUCUUUCUUCA
Camelina sativa (false flax) is the source of this 1357-nucleotide messenger RNA. NCBI's taxonomy places the organism in Eukaryota, Viridiplantae, Streptophyta, Magnoliopsida, Brassicales, Brassicaceae. The record is from RefSeq and is a predicted model, not a curated record.